Molecule: messenger RNA, 4368 nt
Organism: Coffea eugenioides
Lineage: Eukaryota; Viridiplantae; Streptophyta; Magnoliopsida; Gentianales; Rubiaceae
Product: ABC transporter G family member 35-like
Exons: 21
Coding region: 1-4368 (1455 amino acids)
Cellular component (GO): membrane
Molecular function (GO): ABC-type transporter activity; ATP binding; ATP hydrolysis activity
Source: RefSeq, a predicted model, not a curated record
AUGGAGGAGGAGAAAGAUCGAGGUGCGGCGGGAGAAAUAAGAAGGGGACUGAGUCGCAAUGCAAGCGUAAACAGGAGCAGCAAAAGAACAAUGAGCAGCAGGCGAGGUUGGAACGUGGCGGAGGAUGUUUUUGGAAGCGCCAGGAUGCGUACCAGUAGUAAUGCUUUGGAGGAUGAGGAAUCCCUAAAAUGGGCUGCUUUAGAAAAGUUACCAACUUAUAAUCGACUGCGGACGACUGUUUUGAAAUCUUUCAUCGAAAAUGAGAAUGACGACGAGCAGGGCAAGAAGUCAGUGCUCCAAGAAGUUGAUGUCCGAAAGCUUGACACCAAUCAACGCCAAGAAUUCAUUGACAGGCUCUUUAAAGUUGCUGAGGAAGAUAAUGGCAAGUUCUUGGAAAAGCUCAGAAACCGGCUCGACAGAGUUGGGAUUAUUCUUCCCACGGUGGAAGUUAGGUUCGACCAGUUAACUGUUGGAGCCGAAUGUUACGUCGGGGACAGAGCUCUUCCUACGUUGCCAAAUGUCGCCAGAAAUAUUGCGGAGUCGGCUUUCAGUUGUCUUGGCUUCCGACUGGCCGAGAGAGCCAAAAUCAAUAUACUAAAAGACGUCUCCGGCAUUAUAAAACCUUCCAGGAUGACCCUUCUAUUAGGACCACCAUCUUCUGGGAAAACAACGCUCUUAUUGGCUCUAGCAGGAAGAUUAGACCGUCGUUUGAAGGUGAAAGGAUACAUAUCUUACAACGGCCAUGACCUGAAAGAAUUUGUGCCGCAAAAGACAGCGGCAUACAUUAGCCAAAAUGAUGUCCACAUUGCAGAAAUGACAGUGAAAGAAACACUCGAUUUCUCUGCAAGAUGCCAAGGGGUUGGAUCCCGAUACGAACUUUUGACUGAGCUUGAAAGGAGGGAAAGGGACGCUGGCAUUCGCCCUGAGGCUGAAGUUGAUCUUUUCUUGAAGGCAACAGCUGUGGAAGGUGCCGAAAGCAGUCUCAUUACCGACUACACUCUCAGAAUAUUGGGACUAGAUAUUUGCCGAGAUACUAUUAUUGGGGAUGAAAUGCAGCGAGGGAUCUCCGGGGGUCAAAAAAAGCGUGUCACAACAGGAGAAAUGAUUGUUGGACCAACCAAGACACUGUUUAUGGAUGAAAUAUCAACAGGCCUUGACAGCUCUACAACAUUUCAAAUAGUCAAGUGCGUACAACAGAUUGUGCACUCGACAGAGGCUACCGUGCUAAUGUCCCUCCUGCAGCCUGCUCCCGAGACUUAUGACCUCUUUGAUGAUAUCAUCCUUUUGUCAGAAGGCCAAAUUGUAUAUCAGGGUCCAAGAGUGCACGUUCUUGAAUUCUUUGAGAGCUGUGGUUUCAAGUGUCCAGAGAGAAAGGGAACUGCUGAUUUCCUGCAGGAGGUUACGUCAAGAAAAGACCAGGAGCAGUACUGGGCAGACCGAAGCAAGCCAUAUAGAUAUAUAUCUGUUGCCGAAUUUGCAAAUAUGUUCAAACGUCUCCAUGUUGGUCAGCUUCUAGAGAACGAGCUCUCAGUCCCUUACGACAAGGCACGGAGUCACAAAGCAGCUCUAGUGUUCAAAAAGUACUCGGUCUCUAAAAAAGAGCUUCUAAAAGCAAAUUUUGACAAGGAGUGGAUGCUAAUCAAGAGAAACUCUUUUUUAUACAUUUUCAAGACUUUCCAACACACCAUUGUAUCACUCAUCGCAUCAACGGUGUUCCUAAGGACUAAAAUGCACACCAGAAAUGAAGCCGAUGGCGCAGUUUACGUUGGAGUAUUGGGGUUUAGCUUGGUUGCCAAUAUGUUUAAUGGUAUUGCUGAACUUGCACUUACCAUGAAGCGACUUCCGGUCUUUUACAAGCAAAGGGAUCUUCUUUUCCAUCCGCCGUGGGCCUUUACCUUACCAUCUUUCCUGCUAGCAUUACCAAUAUCCGCGUUAGAGUCUCUUGUGUGGACGGUUGUAACGUACAACGUCGCUGGAUUAGCCCCUGAAGCCAGCAGGUUCUUCAAGCAACUAUUGCUAGUAUUUCUGAUCCAGCAGAUGGCAGCCGGAUUAUUUAGGUUUAUUGCGGCAAUCUGUAGAACAAUGACAAUUGCAAAUACUGGAGGAAGUCUAGCUCUUCUCUUUGUCACUCUCUUGAGUGGUUUUGUCCUUCCUAAAGAUAAAAUUCCUGAUUGGUGGGGUUGGGGAUACUGGGUUUCACCUCUAACGUAUGGUUUCAAUGCCAUCACCGUCAAUGAAAUGUUUGCUCCAAGGUGGAUGAACAAAUUGGCUUCUGAUAAUCAAACAAGUUUAGGAGUGGAAAUACUGAAGAACUUCGGUGUCUCCGCCCAAAGAUCUUGGUAUUGGAUUGGUACAGCAGCCCUACUGGGCUUUAUAGUACUUUUGAACAUCCUUUACACAUUUGCCCUCACGUACCUUAACCGAGAAAUAGCAAUCCAGCCAGUGAGCACGCACUCCACUAGCACUUUAAUCAGUAGAAAGGAAGAUACACGUCUUGAGGCUACAAGUGGUUUUGCUCCUAAGAGAGGAAUGGUUCUGCCAUUCACCCCACUCACCAUGACCUUUGACAGCGUGAAUUAUUUCGUGGACAUGCCCCGUGAAAUGAGAGAACAAGGAGUCACAGAGGAGAAGCUCCAAUUACUUAGUAGCGUAACUGGCGUAUUUCGGCCAUGUGUUUUAACUGCACUAAUGGGAGUCAGCGGAGCAGGAAAGACUACCCUGAUGGAUGUUUUAGCUGGACGGAAAACAGGUGGUUACAUCGAAGGCGACAUAAGAAUAUCUGGAUUCCCAAAGAUACAAGAAACAUUUGCUAGAGUUUCAGGUUACUGUGAACAAACUGAUAUCCACUCACCUCAAUUAACUGUCCGUGAAUCUCUGAUUUUUUCGGCUUUCCUUCGGCUCCCCCGAGAAGUCAGCAAGGAGGAAAAGAUGAUUUUUGUGAAUGAAGUGAUGGGCCUGGUUGAACUAGAGAACCUAAAAGAUGCCAUUGUGGGGCUUCCAGGAGUUAGUGGUUUGUCUACAGAGCAGCGAAAGAGACUGACUAUAGCAGUUGAGCUUGUUGCCAAUCCCUCCAUCAUAUUUAUGGAUGAACCCACUUCUGGCCUUGAUGCAAGAGCAGCAGCCAUUGUUAUGAGGACAGUGAGAAAUACAGUCGACACGGGGAGAACAGUUGUAUGCACAAUUCAUCAGCCUAGCAUAGACAUUUUUGAAGCUUUUGAUGAGCUACUUUUGAUGAAAAGAGGAGGCGAAGUGAUUUAUGCAGGACCAAUAGGACGGCAUUCCCAGAAAAUGAUAGAAUACUUUGAGGCAAUUCCUGGAGUGCAAAAGAUUACAGAGAAGUACAAUCCAGCAACAUGGAUGCUAAAUGUUAGCUCAGUUGCCACCGAAGUUAGGCAUGGAAUUGAUUUUGCUGAGACAUACAAAUCCUCAGUAUUGUAUGCACAAAAUAAGGCUCUAGUGAAAGAGUUGAGCAUACCACUUCAAGGUGCAAAUGACCUCUAUUUCCCUACACAAUAUUGUCAAUCCACGUGGAGUCAAUUCAAAUCCUGCCUGUGGAAGCAACAGAUAACUUACUGGAGAAGUCCCGAUUAUAACCUUGUCAGAAUCGUCUUCAGUUUAGCUGCCGCACUCAUUCUUGGAACAAUUUUUUGGAGAGUUGGAAGUAAAAGGGAGAGCAAUGCUGAUCUUCUGACCAUCAUUGGGGCUAUGUUCAUUGCUGUACUUUUUAUUGGGAUCAAUAAUUGUUCGACUGUGCAACCAGUUGUUGCCAUCGAAAGAACUGUUGUUUAUCGGGAAAGAGCUGCUGGGAUGUACUCAGCCAUACCAUAUGCCAUGGCACAAGUUAUUGCAGAGAUACCAUACAUAUUUUUGCAAACUUCCUACUAUUCACUUAUAGUGUAUGCCAUGGUGGGCUUCGAAUGGACAGCAGCAAAAUUUUUCUGGUUCUACUUUGUGACCUUCUUCUCUUUUCUCUACUUCACAUAUUACGGAAUGAUGACUGUUUCCAUCACACCAAACCACCAAGUGGCAUCAAUAAUUGCAGCAGCAUUCUACGGAAUUUUCAAUAUCUUCGCUGGAUUCUACAUCCCCAGACCAAAAAUUCCCAAAUGGUGGAUAUGGUACUACUGGAUUUGCCCUGUGUCAUGGACACUCUACGGACUAGUCUUAUCACAAUAUGGUGAUGUAGAGGAUACAAUCAAAGUCCCCGGAAUGUCUCCUGAUCCAAAAAUCAAAGAUUAUAUCAGGGAUCACUUCGGAUACGAAUCAGACUUCAUGGGACCAGCGGCAGCAGUUUUGAUCGGUUUCUGUGUUUUGUUUGCAUUUGUGUACGCUUUCUGCAUUAAGACACUGAACUUCCAGAAUAGAUAG